GCCACCAUUGCCUUUUUAUGAGUACACAUGGACCCAAAUCAUGUUGAGUUCGCUUCAGAUAAUAACAAAGAGUAUGGAAUUCCAAUAUACAAUGAAGUGGAUGCCCCUAUCAGUUCACUGACUUCACUUUCUACUAACAACUUCCUGGAUGAAAUAGCCCUUUUGAAAAGGGGCAAAAUUACUAGAGAUACACCUAAACAUACAUACCGAAGAGGCAGUGCAGAGACUAUCGUUUCUCCAAACUCUACCGCACAAGAAGGCCCCAUAUCUAUGGAAGAAUUGAAUAACAGAGGACUCAUUCUUGGUAAUAAUCGCAUUAUUUACAAUGUCCCACAUGGAGUCCUAAAGGGAAUGGGAAGUGAUAAUAGAAGAAAUGCAAGCAGUACCACGUCUAGAAAAACCAGUUCCACAAUCGAUGAUAGUUCAUUGAAAAUGACAAGUCUUGGUCUAUUGGAUGACGCUAUUCACUCUAAUGUAACUAUGCAAGAGUUCUAUGUUGGUACCCCGGGGGAGCAAGCCAAAAUGAAGAUAAGCAAUCUCGAGGAUGGUAUAAGUUAUCGUUUGAGCAUUUUGGACGAUAUAUGUUUAUUGCAAAGAACUAGCAAAAACACAAUGCUACUUUGUUGGAAGAGUAGAUAAUGGUGGUGACAAUAAAUAUUGACAACUCUAUCGAAAGGA
Messenger RNA from Cylicocyclus nassatus, 678 nucleotides. The record is from the annotation of a GenBank genome assembly. NCBI's taxonomy places the organism in Eukaryota, Metazoa, Nematoda, Chromadorea, Rhabditida, Strongylidae.